AUAUACUUGAAGUUUGAACAGAAUGUUUAAGAAAUCAGUGGAUCCUCUGUUCCAAACACGUUGCCCGGGCAUGUGUGAUAGCUUCCCCACUCCACCAAAUGCCAAUCAAUAGCUCACGAAAUUCCCGACUUUUGUUAUUCCUGACAACGCCCGCGCCACGGCGCCUGAGGACCUUGGUAGUCCAUAUACGGAAAUGAGUUUUUUGUUGAGGCAUUGCCAAGGACUCGUCGCCCAGCAGGCAGGCCAUUUAAAAUGCACAAGGAUUGCCAGUCGGAGGCGAACCUGCGCGCAUGCAAAUUGCACUUUUUAUGGCUCCCGGCAGCGGGCCAAAUGUGACCACAAACACCUGUUGCGCAGAACGGAAUUAAAAAGUUUUUACGACGGUUAAAAGUUCUCACGUGUGGGAAAAUGUGCAACCCAAAUGGUUAUAAUUGGUGACUGCCAAAAUGUUGUAUUAUCCGUAAACCAAAAUUCAUUGCAUGACGCGGGGGAAUGUGCGUGAUUCGUUGGCUGAUUUGGAAACGGAAACAGACAGGAACGUAAAAAAGAGAAAUACUGCUCGUAACUAGGGCCAAAAGUCUGACCCAAUUUCUGGCCAACUUUCGACCCAUAGUAGCGCCCCAAGUGGAAAGUCCUGCGAACGAGCAAUCUUGACAAUGCCAAAUGACCUUUGGCUAUUUUUAAAGCGGAGCAGCAGCACACGUUUCCACCAUCGGGCAUCUACGGGAAAUGCUUUGCCGAUGAUCGCUUUCGAAGGUGAAAAGGAAGUUAUUUUUCUACAGGAGGUAGACCUUGUAAGGUACAACAGUGCAUUAAAACGAUUGAGAUCUUUUAAUAGAGAGUUUGGGAAUUUUAUUAAAAAAAAAGGUAGCUUUAAAUAUUCUUUGAAAGAAAUUUGUGCCAAGGAAACCAUAACUUGACAAUAGUGAAGCUUCUUUUCAACUUUUAUUUAAACUUUAUAGCUUGCUGUUUAACAAAUGUGAUCAUCAUAAUUUUCAUUAAAUUUAACAAACUAGGAAAUAUUUAAACUAACUCUUCGGUAGUAUUGCAUUAGAAUUACAAUAAUUCAUAUAAGCCAGAAAAAUCAAUUCAAAUUUGAUAGCUUAAUCGAUAACGUACGCGAUUUUUAACUACCGUCGCUAUUGUUUUGGCGAUGGAUCGCCCUCGGCUUUUUCCAUCUCUAUUGUGCCGGAGAUCGCUUUGUUUUUGCCACUUCGCAUUUAAAUUUAGCCGGAAUGAGCUUUCGUUCGUAUGCGCAAGGAAAACCACACCCCAAGACGGACUAUCAGUCCAUCAGGCCAUCUGAAUUGGAGCAGCUCUUCGAAAAGAAGUUCCACUAUCAGAAGCCCAGAGGCAACACAUCCUGGCAGUUGCCGCCACCGGAUCAGGCUCUCUUCAGUGAGUUCUACCAGUUCGAGGCGCUGCAGGCACUGCGGGAGCAGCUGAAUGCGGUUAAAAGCAAACUGAACGACUACGGAGUGCAGGAAUGGAGUGCUCAUACCAACAGGCGGGACCCUUCCGGCGAGGUGUCCUGGCGCCUGAAGAACGACACCAAAGCAGAGUUUGUAACUGUGGCCUGGUGCAAGCUGUUCGAGUGCCUGCAUCGUUAUCCACUGGUCACGAAGCCAGCGGUCAACACUCUGCAUCUUUGCGAGGCACCCGGUGCCUUCAUUGCAUCUCUAAACCACUACCUUCAUAGCAAAUAUCAUAAGGAUGAGAUUAAAUGGCGCUGGCGCUCAACCACUUUGAAUCCCUAUUAUGAAGGCAAUGCUUUAAACCAGAUGAUCAGCGAUGACAGGUUCAUCUUCCACACGCUGGACAACUGGCUCUUCCACAAAGAUCUCACUGGUAAUCUACUGGAUGUGGCCAAUAUUGACCACCUGGUGGAACGUUGUGAGGCAGUUUUUCAGGGUCAGGUGGAUCUUGUCACUGCCGAUGGUUCCAUCGAUUGUGCCGCACAGCCUGAUUGCCAGGAAGAGAUAGUGGUUCGCCUAUUUUUUGCUGAAGUACUCAGUGCCUUGAGGAUUCUCUCAGGUGGGGGUAGCUUCCUGCUGAAGAUGUUUACCCUCUUCGAGGCCUGCAGUGUAUCUCUACUUUACACACUUAACUGCAUCUUUGAGGAGGUACACAUCUUUAAGCCGGCUACUUCCAAGCGGGGAAAUUCGGAAGUGUAUGUAAUCUGCCUGAACUAUCACAAGGAACAUCCCGGCUUGCCUCGUUUGCUAGAUGAGAUAAAAGGCAAGCUUGCUCAGUCGAAUGACACACUGGUAAUGCCGUUGUUUGCCAGGUCUCAAAUCCCCCAGGACUUUCUCAUGCAGCACGAGAUUGCCUGCCGUCUCUACAUGAAGCUUCAAACGGAUGCCAUCGAGGGAAGUAUCUAUGCCUAUGAGUCCAACGAUCGUCAUUAUCUGAGACACCUUCAUCACCUGCGCGGCCUCGUCUCCAACACCUACUACAGCCUCUACAAUGUGAAGCCCUUGGAGGAUAGCCUCUGCAUCGUGGACAAGGAGGCCACUAGUAAGGCUCUGGGAUUCACAGUGCCCGUCUAUGGUGGAUCCUACACAGAAAGGGAGACCUUGAAAUACGGUGACCUCCUCAAGCAGAUUUACUGCUUGCGCCGCGAAUUUAACCAACUCGAGAAGUGUAUUAACAGUAGAACACCGUACUCAUACGUAAAGAACAGAACAGCACCUUUGAGUCUACACGUUUCACGAGGAGCACCUGUUCAGAGUCUUCAAAGCAGCAUGUUUGCCUCCGAACCAAUUCUCCUACUGCGCCUUCGCAUCCUAGACACAUUUGAUCUCGACCCUGUUUGGCAGUCAGCGCCAAAGUGCCAGUUGGAAAGCAAGACACUGAGCUACCUGCCACCAACAGAAAGCGAGGGAUUCCACACCGCCCAGCAACGCUUUUUCAUAGAUCUCCUGGAAGCAGUAAAGGAACUGAAGCCCCACAGCAUCGUCUUCCACAAGUUCCUGUUCCUCACCCACUAUGCAGCGUCGCUGCUCCUCUUUCUUAUAGAAACUGUUUAUCAGGACUGUAGUUUCAAUAGCAAUCAAUCGCAAGAUCUUACGUUAAGUAAGCUGAAAGAAACGGAUAACAGUGCAUUGAAGCAGGUACUGAAACUUCUUAAGGAUGAGCGGGCGGGUGCCAUUCACAGCCUGCUGGAGAUUAAGGAACUGCAAAAGAACCAAUUCAGCAACACCCUCAUACAGCACAACAACAACGUGCUGCUGACCUGCUUCCGUGGCAUGCUGGGCGAGGAAUCCUUUCCCAUGCCCGUGGCUCCGACAUCCAACUCGGACGUCUCUUCGGUACAAGAGUCACCAGCUGUAUUUUAACAUAACGAACAUGUAUUUUUCAUUUGCAUAAAAUUACAGUGCUACUUUUACAAAACUAGGUACUCUGCCGGGGAAAGCUGCUUACAUGUUUUCUGAGGAUAGCUUUUGGGGCUCAAAAAUGAAAAUUAAAUAACUAACUGAAA
Drosophila erecta is the source of this 3481-nucleotide messenger RNA. RefSeq names its product cap-specific mRNA (nucleoside-2'-O-)-methyltransferase 2 (gene aft). Gene Ontology annotation, cellular component: nucleus; cytoplasm. The coding region runs from base 1236 to 3338 and encodes 700 amino acids. The transcript is spliced from 4 exons. NCBI's taxonomy places the organism in Eukaryota, Metazoa, Arthropoda, Insecta, Diptera, Drosophilidae. Gene Ontology annotation, molecular function: methyltransferase cap1 activity. The record is from RefSeq and is a predicted model, not a curated record. Gene Ontology annotation, biological process: 7-methylguanosine mRNA capping.